CUGCUUCGCACUACUCAUAUAAGUGCUUCAUGCUUACAUUUUAAAAGUUUUAAGAUUUUAACCUUCACACACUUCGCUAUGAUUUUCUCCCAGAAAUUUAAUUGACAAAUCCUUCCAAAAUCUCUUCUUAAUAACUUAAUAUAAUGGCAAAUCCAGCACAUCUGGUACGUCAGCAAAGCUCUAGGGAGCUUAACCCUCAACGAUCUAUUGACCGUUUAGAAAUGAAAGAACUCAGAGGACGAUUAGUCGUUGAAAAUGGAAGUAACACUGGUUCCUAUGGAGCAACGAAUGCAGCCUUUGAAGAUUCCAGUCCUAAUACUAAAGUUAAAUCAACAUACAGUAGUCGGAGAGGGUCAGUUGAUGGAAAAGCAAUCUUUAAACCAGAGAAUCAAGAAGAUGAGAGAGAAUCGUGGGAUAGCAAAUUAACAUUUUUAUUGGCAACUGUUGGAUACGCUGUGGGUCUAGGAAAUGUAUGGAGAUUUCCGUAUUUAGCACAGAAAAAUGGUGGAGGCGCUUUUUUAAUACCCUAUUUCAUUAUGUUGGCAAUUGAAGGAAUUCCGAUUUUUUAUUUGGAACUAGCACUGGGGCAGAGAUUGAGAAAAGGCGCUAUAGGGGUAUGGAACCAAAUGUCGCCGUAUCUUGCAGGUAUAGGAAUUUCAAGCGCAGUAGUUUCUUUCAACGUAGCUCUUUACUACAAUACGAUUAUCGCUUGGUGCCUAUUCUAUUUUAUUCAGUCGUUUCAGGCGGAAUUGCCAUGGUCUACUUGUCCAAAUGUGUACUUUCCCAACAGCUCUUAUGCCCCUAAUCCAGAAUGUAUGAUCAGCGGUCCUACCCAAUACUUUUGGUAUCGCACAACUUUAAUGAUAUCUGAAGAUAUAAAUACUCCUCAAGUGUUCAACUGGAAAAUCGCCGUUACCCUAGUAGCUGCCUGGACAUUGGUUUACAUGUGUAUGAUAAAAGGGAUAGUCAGUUCACCGAAAGUUGUUUACGUGACUGCUACGUUCCCUUAUAUCGUUCUUAUUAUUUUUUUCUUUCGUGGAAUUACAUUGCCAGGAGCUGGCGACGGGCUACUACAUCUUUUUACUCCUAAAUGGCACACAUUACUGGAUCCUGUAGUUUGGUUAGAGGCUGGAACGCAGAUAUUUUUUUCUUUGGGACUGGCCUUUGGAGGCUUGAUAGCUUUUUCCAGUUACAAUCCAGUAAACAAUAAUUGCUAUCGAGAUGCCGUUUUGGUUUCUUUGACGAAUUGUCUUACUUCAAUGUUUGCAGGGGUUGUAGUAUUCUCCAUAAUAGGAUUUAAAGCAACGAUGGUAUAUGAAAAGUGUCUGAGAUCACAGAACGAAACCCUGUCGAAAAUUGAAGAGUUCUCCACCGAAUACCCGGUUAAUAUUAGCAAACUGAAUACUCCCAAGUGCGACCUUCAGAAAGAACUCGAUAAUUCCGCAUCAGGCACGGGACUGGCAUUUAUAAUUUUUACCGAAGCAAUAAAUCAAUUUCCCGGAGCACCGUUUUGGUCUUUACUGUUCUUCUUGAUGCUAUUCACCUUAGGAAUUGACUCACAAUUUGGUACUUUGGAGGGAGUAGUAACGUCUGUGGUGGAUUUGAAACUAUUUCCAAAUCUUAAAAAAGAAUACCUUACGGGAGGUAUUUGUUUACUAUGUUGCAUAAUUUCCAUGGUAUUUGCCCACGGAGCUGGAAACUAUGUUUUCAUAUUGUUCGACAAUUUUAGCGGAAAUUUUCCUCUUUUGAUUGUUGCCUUUUUUGAGUGUAUGGCGGUUUCCUACGUCUACGGAUUAAAAAGAUUUGCAGAUGAUAUCGAACUGAUGAUUGGACAAAGACCUGGCCUAUAUUGGUUAAUUUGUUGGAAAUAUUUGUCACCGUUGGCUAUGGUUUCAAUCUUGAUAGCCAGUUUUAUUGAAAUAGCGGUAGGAGGAUCAGGCUACGAUGCGUGGGUUGCUUCCAAAGGGGUAACCGAGCGCCGCGAGUGGCCCCAUUGGUCUCUUGGGCUUAUUAUAUUCUUAAUAGUAAUCUCCAUAAUGUGGAUUCCACUAACUGCCAUGCUGAGGUUGUUUGGGAUUGUUAUAAUCGAUGAUAAUGAAAAAGCCUGGUUUCCGACUGAAGAUCUGAGAGAGUUUCACGGAAUUGUGCCUCAUGAAAUAAGUAGAGCCGAAACGUUGCUUUUUUGUAUAAAACCUGAUGGUACUGAAGGUCUUUGUUGCCCCAUUUCGUACGUCGACGAAUUCGAAGAGACUUAA
This is a messenger RNA of Agrilus planipennis (emerald ash borer), 2255 nucleotides long. Its product is annotated as sodium-dependent neutral amino acid transporter B(0)AT3. Bases 144 to 2255 code for a protein of 703 amino acids. Lineage: Eukaryota; Metazoa; Arthropoda; Insecta; Coleoptera; Buprestidae. Gene Ontology annotation, cellular component: plasma membrane. Gene Ontology annotation, biological process: sodium ion transmembrane transport. The transcript has 8 exons. The record is from RefSeq and is a predicted model, not a curated record.